GUAAAAGGAAUUUCACUAUAGGAUAAUUACCGUUUUUCUUUCCUGCAUUGACCUUUAUUACACAGAGCGUUUUUCUUUCUAACAAUAGCAAUGCCUUCCCAGGUUCACCACUUUUUCAAAGCCGUGUCGAGUGCAUUUCAAAGCAUUCAUAUCUACACACGGUAUCGCCGCCGAAACAAAUCUGGCCAUGCUGGAGAUAGAAUGAUCUCGACCCAGUCUGGCAAGAACACUGAUAUCCAGAACUGUAUCUGGAAUCCGCAGAGCGAAACCUGCGUACAUCGGGGGCAUGAGUGCGGGUUCUCCAACUACGGGUUCUUCAAGCUAUACAAAGCCUUUGCCUUUGGUCUGUUCGAGUCCACCGACCAUCAGGGAUUUGGGUCUCUGCGGAUACUCAAUCACGCAUGGCUCACCAGCGAGGGCGUGGUGCCUCCACACGAACACGCCUCGUUCUACAUUGUCGCCAUUCCUCUGAGCGGGGAGGUUAAUAUGCGAGUGAAAUUCGGAGACAAAACCUACAAGCACACUGUGUCGCCGGGGCAGAUCGAGUGGACGUAUUGCGGCGACGGGAUCGAGCGGUCAUUUCUGGUGGAGCCAGGAAAGCCUCCAUUGAACGCAGUCGAGUUUUGGAUCCAACCAAGCACUAACAACGGAGUUCCCGCAGUGCAUCUGACGGAAGCAGCCGACGUGUUUACGCAGCCAAACAAGUUCCGUCCAAUCGUAGCACCAGCGCCAUCCUUUCUUCGGCGUGACAGCGACCAAACAGUGGUUGAGCCGUGCCAUUCGUCUGACAAGUACACUGGUGAGCACUGCGACCCCCGGCGUUCGUCGGAUGCCACCAUACAGCCGCAGAGUGCCAAGGACUCAGAUAUGCCUCAGGCUGCACGGGUGCUACAGGUUGAUUCGGACACACAUGUUUGUGCAGCCCGGCUGACUCCAGGCGCCCGGGUGGCAUACAGGACGGCCCAGAUGGUGGUGGAAUGCCGAAGCAGGCAGUGCGGAAUGAGGAAACAGAAGUCAGCAGGCUGGCUGAGCUUUUUGUCCAAUGACUCGGGCUCCCUUCGCAGUGCUCGGUCGGUGACCGAGACACCUGGCGAGGACAGGACAAAGCAGGCGGGUGCCAAAGGCGCAACACUGCCUAACCGCCGUUUAGUUUAUAUUGCGGUUAUCAACUCUCUCGAUGAGUUUGGCGAUGCUGCAAAAGACAUCGGCCGCAUCGUCAUCCCUGGCCAGCUUGAGCUCUCAUACGGCGAUGGCGCAUAUCUAUCGAAUGUGCCUUGUGGAGCAAAGCUCGAAAUCUUCAACCGAGGCAAGGAUCCGGCCAACAUCCUCAUUUUCGACAUGGAUUCAAAUAGCGCCCUAGAGUGAGACCCAAUGGCUGCUUGUAUAGUGUUUAUUUAUUUUGCAUGCCUCAGCCUUCAUACAAAUAGCCGUUCUCGUCUGCUGCGUGCUAUCGCUGCACUGU
Linderina pennispora is the source of this 1462-nucleotide messenger RNA. RefSeq lists its product as uncharacterized. The record is from RefSeq and is a predicted model, not a curated record. The transcript has 2 exons. Lineage: Eukaryota; Fungi; Kickxellomycota; Kickxellomycetes; Kickxellales; Kickxellaceae. The coding region runs from base 91 to 1365 and encodes 424 amino acids.